AUGAAGCUCAUUGCGCUCCUCGUCUGCCGCUGCUCCGGAGGUUUGGACAACUUAGUCUUUCUGAGUGGAGCCUACGACCUUUCCGGGUAUCCGUUUUACCAGCGCAACGCCGUGAAGGAGGGCAUCAAGUUCAUUGCACGGACGGCAAUCCCACGACUACCAGUGGGCCGUCAGCAGGAGGUGGAGCAUGAGGGUUCUGUUGCCUUUGUCUUUCGAUACCCUGACUCUCUUGCGAUCCUGGCCAUAGGCGACCACGAAUAUCCGAGAAGAAUAGUAUUUGCAUGUCUGAACGAGGUGCACGAGGAGUUUACCAGCAGCUUCUCUCGGUUGGACUGGCCACGCAUUGAGGGGCGGAGUGCCGCCUCAAAGAGCAGCAAAUCCAACCAUCCCGAUAUUCCUUUCCAGGAAACCCUCGCAGAUAUUUUGAAGAAGUACAAGGACCCUCUGCGCGCUGAUGAGCUUCUCAGGGUGCAGCAAAAGGCGAACUUUGCACAGGAUGUAGCUCGGCAGACGAUCAGCUCGGUAUUGCGGCAUGGCGAGAGUUUGCAGGAGUUAGUCAACCGAAGCGAAGACCUCUCAAGUAGGGGCACUACAGUGUAG
This is a messenger RNA of Cyclospora cayetanensis, 600 nucleotides long. Its product is annotated as VAMP-like protein YKT61. The record is from RefSeq and is a predicted model, not a curated record. NCBI's taxonomy places the organism in Eukaryota, Apicomplexa, Conoidasida, Eucoccidiorida, Eimeriidae. Gene Ontology annotation, biological process: endoplasmic reticulum to Golgi vesicle-mediated transport. The coding region runs from base 1 to 600 and encodes 199 amino acids. Gene Ontology annotation, cellular component: Golgi apparatus. The transcript has 6 exons. Gene Ontology annotation, molecular function: SNAP receptor activity.